Messenger RNA from Coffea eugenioides, 914 nucleotides. RefSeq names its product vacuolar protein sorting-associated protein 55 homolog. Lineage: Eukaryota; Viridiplantae; Streptophyta; Magnoliopsida; Gentianales; Rubiaceae. Gene Ontology annotation, cellular component: endosome. The coding region runs from base 243 to 629 and encodes 128 amino acids. The transcript has 6 exons. The record is from RefSeq and is a predicted model, not a curated record. Gene Ontology annotation, biological process: late endosome to vacuole transport via multivesicular body sorting pathway.
AUAUAUACAGAUGUAACUUGAACUUUGGCUUCCAAACUCUGGAAUGUCCAGUUUAAAAAAGAAAUUGGCAAAAGUCAUGAAGGGAAAGUAGCUUCCGCUGUGCUCCAUCAACUCUCACGGUUUCACGGCUUACCUGUUCCGUCCUCUUUGUCGAUCGUCCUCCCAUCUUCUCCUGCAAAGUCGAAAACCCUGAUUUUACUAAAAUAUCUGCAACUUUUGCCCCCUUUUGAUCCUGCUCAGCUAUGGCGAUGACCGUUGAAGAUGCAGUGCUUGCAGGGCUUGCUUUUAUGUUCUCAGCUAGCAUAUUGUUACAGAUCCUGGCUUGUGCAAUAUACAGUAACUGGUGGCCAUUGUUAUCAGCUCUUAUGUAUGUUCUAGUGCCCAUGCCUUGUAUGUUCUUUGGUGGUGGGACUACUCAGUUCUUAACUAGUCGUGACGGUGGAGGAUGGAUAGAUGCUGCAAAGUUCUUAACAGGGGCAUCAGCAGUGGGGAGCCUAGCCAUUCCAAUCAUUCUCAGGCAUGCGAAUCUGAUUGGAACCGGAGCUAUGUUCAUUGAAUUUACUUCUUUCUUCAUAUUUGUGUGCACUGUUUUGUGUUUCCACCGUGCUAGUCUUGAAGAUGAAUGGUGAUGGUAAUGACGCAAUAGUCUUGUAAGUUUGCAUGUUGAUCGCUUGCAGGUGCUCUAACAGACAAAUGAAGAAUAACAUUCGGAAUGAAGUGGAGAAUGUUUUCCCAUGUAUAUAGCUAGAACACAAGUUCUUUUCUGAAUCUUCAUAAUUUAUUAGGUUCCCUCUUCCACAAGUUGUGAUAUGAAUUUUAUAACGGGAUUAGAUAUUAUUGCUAAGAGAUCAGUAAGACCUGUUACAAACACGUGCAGACAUAAUCACAUAAGAAUUGUGUAUUUGUUGCAUGUA